Hypoxylon trugodes is the source of this 1954-nucleotide messenger RNA. Its product is annotated as longevity assurance proteins LAG1/LAC1. NCBI's taxonomy places the organism in Eukaryota, Fungi, Ascomycota, Sordariomycetes, Xylariales, Hypoxylaceae. The transcript is spliced from 4 exons. The coding region runs from base 38 to 1552 and encodes 504 amino acids. Gene Ontology annotation, cellular component: membrane. Gene Ontology annotation, biological process: ceramide biosynthetic process. The record is from RefSeq and is a predicted model, not a curated record. Gene Ontology annotation, molecular function: sphingosine N-acyltransferase activity.
UUUUUUUUUUUUUUUUUAUUGAUAUUUCGAAUUAAAUAUGAGCGAACCUAUAGUCAAUGCCGCCGCUACGACGGAAACGGGCGAUAUAAUAAUAUCUACCCCAACUAUGGAACCUCAAGUCGAAGUCUUAGUCGAACCUGUGGUUGAAUCCGUGGUUGAAUCUGAACCCGAACAUAAAGUCGAAAGGCCCAAAACAACUAUAGUGAGGCCUUCGGUACAAUCGCGCAGCUCCAUGAACGGCCCCUUAUACAUGCAAACGAGUAACAAUAAGGUCUUAAUUCGGAGAGUGAAGCGGAAAGGGGAUGGACCUAUGAGAAGCUUAGCGCGCUGGUUUCUCGACAAUCAAACAGGCCUCUCGUUUAACCUCAUUACUCUUGUAUUCCUCGCCCACCUAUUCAUACCGAAAGCUCGCCCUCACACCUCUAAAUUCUUCACCUUAUCGUAUUACAAUCCGGCAUCGGGCAAAUAUGCUAUCGGAUUCAAUGACUACAACUUCAUCGCGUUCUGCAUAAUCCUCUUCACGGGACUUCGCGCUGGUUUGAUGGAACAUGUAUUGGCUCCCUUAGCCAGACAAUGGGGAAUUUCCAAGAGGAAAGAGAUAACUAGGUUCUCAGAACAAGCUUGGAUGUUGAUCUACUACUGCAUUUUCUGGUCCCUUGGUUUGUACUUGUACGCCAAUUCGCCAUACUAUUUGAACAUGAGAGAGCUAUGGACCAAUUGGCCAAACAGAGAACUCGAUGGGCUCAUGAAGGCUUAUCUAUUAGCACAGUGGGCCUUCUGGCUUCAGCAAGUUCUCGUCAUUCAUAUCGAGGAACGUCGCAAGGACCAUUGGCAGAUGCUUACUCACCAUUUCAUCACCAUCACAUUGAUUUCCGGAUCUUACUUUUACCACCAAACUCGCGUUGGCAACUUAAUCCUCGUUCUGAUGGAUGUGGUCGAUUUAUUCCUUCCGCUUGCAAAAUGCUUAAAAUAUCUGGGCUAUUCGAAAUUAUGCGACGCGACAUUCGUCGUAUUCAUGGUCUCGUGGUUUGUGGCUCGACACGUAUUUUACCUGAAGACAUGCUACAGCAUUUAUAAGGACGUGCCGGAAAUAAUCCCCCCGGCUUGCUUCCAAGGUCCCGAUUCCAAUUUGACAGGGCCAUUCCCCGUCCCUGACGGAUGGAAUCAUUUCAUCGAACCAUUCAGAGAUUUCCAGGGCACAGUAUGCUUCUCUGACUCUAUAAGAUGGGCAUUCCUAUACUGCUUGCUUGGUCUUCAAGUCAUUACAAUAUUCUGGUUCUUCAUGAUCAUUCGGGUUGCUAUCCGCGUUAUUAAGGGGGAUGGCGCUGAUGACACCAGGAGUGAUGAUGAAGGAGAGGAGGAGGAAGAGUCCGAAUAUGAAGUGGCACAGCCACUCGAGGAAGAAGUUGGUGUUGAAGCUAUUGAUUUAAAGGGAUGGGAACGUCGAACAGGCCUCAAAAGGGGCGCAUCGUCUUCUGGGGUCAGUCUACCAGGCCACAGCGAUCGUAAGGAGUUGCUCGGUCGCAUUGGCUGUGAGAAGCAGGUUGACUGAUAGAUUAACAUCAUCAAAUGCUUCGCGGUAUAUGGCCAUGGUAAUUGGCAGGUCCCUUCCUUAUGGUGACCGCGAGGGGUUAUUAUGCUCAUUACUAGGAGUACUUAUGCUGAGGGUGUCGGAUAGUCAUGAACACAAAAGUUUGGCGCGGCAAUCUUCUUUGAAGUUUUGUUCAUAUGAUGGUUUGAUCUUGGGGCGGUGUCUGUGUAACACUACUAUAGCGCGCUGAAGGGCAGCGAGAGGAAGGAUUAUGUGCUCCGACUCGGUAUAUAUAGAUUUGAGAUUCAGUAAUCAUACCCCUUUUUCACGUUAACCCUCCUUUGGUCCGUUGAUUUAUGGUGACCAGUCGAUAACAUAGUUCCGGUUUCGCUGCCCGCCAAAUCUCCGACGUUUCAAGCAACC